AAAGUGCCACAGACUGUAGAGGUUGAGGCUCCAGUAUGCACUCUGAGCCACCAUCAUGGCCGCCUCACCUUCUCCUUCAGGUGACCAACCACACGUCCUCAGUAACACGUCUAAGGAGGUCUACGAACUGGUCAGAGAUGAAGACCUGCCCAAGAUCCUCUUCCUCUGUACCAACCCGAGCAAGGUGGCGCAGCUUGACGAUACCAACAACCAGGAUAAGGAGCCCAAGGUCACCACUGUCAUUGCUUUCAAGAGAGCCUUAGAGAAGAAGGACGUCUCGGAACUACGAGAGCAGUUCAAGAAAUAUUGUAUGGACCUAAGUAUCAAGUUUCUGUUAACUAUUGUUAAAUACAUCAGCCUGAUGCUCGACUUCACCAGGCGGGCCCAACAGCUUAGCGAGGAUGAGGUUAGUAUUCUCCAGUUCGUGGAGAUAUUGACCAUGUUUGGGUACCCGGUCCCGCUAGACAUCAGCAUGGCCUCUGAGUUCAUCAUCUAUUUCAACAAAGUCCCUGUCAACGACGUGAGAGAUGGAACACAACGGAAGAAAAAGUAUUUAGUUUACUCCGAGAAUAAAGUGAUCAUGCAGCUUUGUGACAAGUUACAGGAGGAGGAAGUAUGCCUGAUAUACGAGCUCCUGCGCCGAGAGGGCAAAGAAGAUGACUUCGCUACAGUAAAAGAACAUUUGGACCUCCCGGUAGACUCUCGCGAGCUUAAGACAACACCCGGAUUGAAAGACACAGCAUUCUAUUACUUUAUUCUCACAUUGAUCAGACACAAAAACUUGAACCGGCUCUAUACACACGCCCUCACCAACAUCUUUAACUCAAUAAAAAAAAUGAGAGGGGAUUCUGACCCUCGCAUUGACGACCUGCUGGACCAGGUCAACCGGUACCCCAUGGCCUCCAAGCCUCCUGGCCUCUGCAUCAUCCUGAAUGUGGAGAUGGACAGAGACGGUGCUCAACACGACCAGAGGAACGUCAAAGAAUUAUUUGAGAACGUCUUCAAGUACGAUGUUGUCGUGGAGACCGACCCGACCAGGGAGAGAGUAUUGCGUGUUAUCGACGAACUGAGGGAAUCCAGGAACCAGUUCUACGACAGCUUGGUGGUGUGGGUCAUGAGUCAUGGCAGCAAGACCUACGUGAACGUGAUUGAUGGGAAAAUUCACCGGCGGGGGGAACUAAUUGAUCCCAUCACCAAAAUUGAUUGGUUGCUUAUGAAGCCAAAGCUCUUCUUCUUCCAAGCUUGCGCCGUCAGGUACAAGAGCAUCUUUGACCAAGCUCUCGUAGACGAGUACCUUACACCUUCUGCGGGCCCUAGCUCAUUACUGGCCAAGGAUUCGAGUAGCAGUUGGGAAAACACAUACGGGCCGUCGGAGGAUGUAUGGAAUAUCAACCCAUUCGCCGACACCCUCGUCUCCUACGCCACCAAAUGGUACGAAGAGGCCGCCAGAGGAGAAAAAGGCUCGCUGUACGUGGACACCUUGGUGGACCAGCUAAAGCUGUACGGACACAAGGAGCCGAUAGAGAGCGUGUUGAGGAGGACACAGUACAACGUUAACACGGUCAGGCUCCUGGCCAAUCAAUGCGAAAUGAGACAGGCGCCAUACUUCGAGUCCUCACUCCAGAAGGUCUUCAUCUUCCCGAAGGAAGACAUUGACUAAACUGAAGGUUGACUAACGAUGCAGCAAGCUCAUGGAUGGUGAAACCUCUUUCGGAAAAAUGAGAAUGUUAAUGGGAUCCUUAGUUAGUUUUUGAUUUGGGAAAUAUGUCUUAAAAUGCAUCACUUAAUUCAAAGAUGUAAAGCAUUUUACAUUUGUUUAACGCAUUCUAAGUAUGAGGGAGAUGCCAUACCGUGUGACUGUGAAGGAUAUAUGUUAUAUCCUCGGAUAUGAAUAGUGUUACAAAAUAGUAUUCCUGAUGAAUCAUUAUGAAAGGUAACAGUCACCAUUCGGAAAAGUUGAUUUAAAUAUUGCAGUUAGUGUAGUGAAUAGUUAAUGGUGAUCCGGACACCAGUUGCAGGUGGCAAACGUAAUGGUUUAUAGAGGAGUCUGCUAGCAGCAACAGGUAUAUAGAUCAGACAAGCCUACAGACUAGGAGAGGAUUCAAGUGAAAUGAUAUGACCUGGAACACUGUAGCAAUCCUGCGAGAGACGGUGCUAUGUUAGACAUAAGUAUUAUCCCCCAUGCUGCCAGCAUACCUCCUAGGGGCUGCUGGGAGCUGGCCUCAAUUACAAGCACCAUCUCUACCCUUCAUAACCAGUACCUCCCAUAGCUGCUGUAGACUCUAAUCAUCAUGCCAGAAAAUGUAAUUAGUUUACUCACAGAUUAUAAACAACAAUGUAAACUCAAGAGAAGUAGAAAAUAAGAUUAAUUUCGAUUCACAAUAGAAUUAUCACGUUUAUCUUUCACGAGCACAAUAUUAUCAGAUAAUUCUCAUUUAUUGUCGUGUCUAACGUGUUGCUAACGACAACACGAGAAAUUAAAUCUAAAGAAAAAGGGGGUUGUAUUUACACAAAUGUUUGAAAGUAAUUGUAUUGCGUGAUGGAGACAUGCAACACCCGGUCACGGGCCCUCAGCAACACGGCCAACAGGUCUUCUUGGGGAUCUGAAUAAUUGCUACAAGGAAACUCGCUUCGUCCUGUCUGCUGGAGUCCAUAUGUUACCCGAGUAAGAGUUCUCCGACACCUGCAGGUGGCGGGAACACCUCAGUUGGAGAGGUGGAUUCUCUUCCAGGCCUGAUGGAUGAACGUUGUGGCCUUUGGACAAAGUGGGAACAGCUCUGUAGGGUAGUGGAUGAUCUCUCCAGCUGGUGGAUAACUAAUUGUAACAUGCCUCCCCACCAGGGAGAAAACAAAAUGUAAAUCCUUAACUUUUAGCGAAGUUAAGAUUGUAAGCCACACACUUGCGGCAAUGUAUCUGCGAUUCCAUUGACCUUUCCAGGAAGAUGUUUAAUGUUGAAUGUAUACUCCAGGAGGAGCAGCGACCAGCAGUGGAUCACAGUAUUGCAACAUUUCAGAGGUUCUUAACCUUUUUAAGUUUACAGAUUCGCAAUGGCUUACCCAGUAUGUCCCCAUACCCCCUUCACCAGACUGUCGAAAUCCCCAUCACCAUCACCAGUUCUCUUAUGUACCAGUAUGACUUCAAAAGAUAUCAAUAGUUUGGUUUUAUUUAACAUAUCGAUAGCUGGGAACACAACAGCAAAAAGAAUGUAAUGAGGAUUUUAUCAUAAUUAUGGAUAGCAAAACGGCAAAUUACAUGGUAUACACAAACUAGCUACACCUAAUGAUUUUUUUUUUGCUGUUUUAUGGAAUUAUAACAUGGAAUCGAGGAACAGUUACUGAUUGUGAUAGUUCUAAUCUAGCAACAAAUUUUUUUUAACUGUUCAGAGAUCGCGUCCCAUAUACCCCCCCAUUACUAGGUUCCCAUACCCUCAAGAGGUAUGCUUACUCAGGUUAAGAACCAGUACUCAUUGAUGGGUGUUGAGGACUCAUGUUGGUUACAGUAAUGUGGUGGAUGGGUGUUGAUGACUCACAUUGAUUACUGUAAUGUUAUAUCCAAUGCGGUGAACAACGUCUUCUGUAUUACGUCUCAGUGGUAAUCCGAUUUGGUUUGUAAUCUGGUUAGUUAAUUAAGAGGUUAAUUACAUAGUUGUAGGGUGCCGAAGGGUUAAUUAACUCUAGCAUAUAUUGUGCUUCUCAAGAUACCCUGUGUGUGUGUGUGUGUGUGUGUGUGUGUGUGUGUGUGUGUGUGUGUGUGUGUGUGUGUGUGUGUGUGUGUGUGUGUGUGUGUGUGUGUGUGUGUGUGUGUGUGUGUGUGUGUGUGU
Messenger RNA from Procambarus clarkii (red swamp crayfish), 3821 nucleotides. RefSeq names its product cell death protein 3. NCBI's taxonomy places the organism in Eukaryota, Metazoa, Arthropoda, Malacostraca, Decapoda, Cambaridae. Gene Ontology annotation, molecular function: cysteine-type endopeptidase activity. Gene Ontology annotation, biological process: proteolysis. The record is from RefSeq and is a predicted model, not a curated record.